Oryzias melastigma (Indian medaka) is the source of this 4522-nucleotide messenger RNA. It is a transcript of the gene ccl20b, whose product is annotated as chemokine (C-C motif) ligand 20b. NCBI's taxonomy places the organism in Eukaryota, Metazoa, Chordata, Actinopteri, Beloniformes, Adrianichthyidae. Gene Ontology annotation, cellular component: extracellular region. Gene Ontology annotation, molecular function: chemokine activity; CCR chemokine receptor binding. The transcript is spliced from 4 exons. The record is from RefSeq and is a predicted model, not a curated record. Gene Ontology annotation, biological process: cellular response to tumor necrosis factor; immune response; cellular response to type II interferon. The coding region runs from base 3976 to 4284 and encodes 102 amino acids.
ACUUAUUUUAAUUUGCCAAUUUGUAUUAAAAGUCACAAAAUGUUUUAUUUUUCAUUAAAAGAUUAAUUUGUUUAUGUUGUGCUUAGUUCUUUAGCUUGUAUAUAUUUAUCAAUUAUCUUCAGAUGAGGUUUCACUCUGAGGGGACUGAGUACUUUGUUUUCUGUGAGGAUUCUGGUCUUGCAUUUUGGUGCUUUUUGGGUUUUGUCACGUUGUGUUUUCCCCGUCAGUCUCAUCAGGCUCAGGUUAAUCUAAGCACCUGUCAAUCACCCUCAGUUAUUUACAUCUCUGGUUUUUCAGGUUAACUGCUCUGUCUUGCUCCCAUGUUGGUUCUCUGUGGUUUUGACAUGUUUAAGGUUUAGAAACUAAAAGUUUUAGUUUCUGCCUCCAAAACUGGUCCCCUGCAUUUUGGGGUCCUCCAGUUCCUGACAGUCUCUUUUAACAUCUUUUUAAUUCAUUUAGCAGUUUGUGUUGUGUAAAUGGAUUAUUCCAGGUUCAGUCGGGCCGACGUUGAAUUUUUAUAGAUUCUUAAAUUCACCAGAAACUUGAAUAAAUCUGAACAAAUCUGUGUAUUGACAGUUCUUUGUUCAAAUAGAACAAUAACCGAAGAAUAACUUGGGCUGCGUGGUGGUGUAGCGGUUAGCACUCGGUCCUCACCGUGAGAAGGUCCUGGUUCAAAACCAGCUGGGUUCUUUCUGUGUGGAGUUUGCAUGUUCUCUGCUUCUCUCCCUCAGUCCAUAAACAUUGUUCAUAGGAGACUUUAAAUUGUCAUGUAGUUGUUUGUUGUUGUUGCAGGAUAAAGUAUAACUAUGUAUGUUUUUGUAUAUUUGGUUGAACUUUAGUGAACAAAGAUUGACCCCUCCCUGAUGCUUUUCUGCUUCCAGCUGCAGACACACCACUACAGUUCACAUGAAACUUCUGAUAAACUAAUUAGAAUCAGAGCCUUCAUCUACAGCAGGGUUUGAACACAUUGAUUACUGAUCCACUCAGGGGGUCAUCCUAAGGGGCGGAGCUAGUCAUUGAUAGGGCAAAAAGGAUAAACUUGUGUCACUCUUGACUUCUUCAUGUCAGGUCCUUGAGAGAGACGUUGGUUUGGUCCAGCAUGCUGAAGGUCAACUUUGUCUCUGUGUAACCUAAGUUGUUGAAGGUGAAAUUUUACAUAUGAUUAAUAUUUACUUAUUGUUUCUUCAUUUUGUUGAGCUCCAUCUUCUCCUGACUAAAAGGCCAACACUGCAACAGUGUCUCUGUGUCUCUGCUGGACUGGAGGAACGUUCUGGUCCAACCCCGUCGUCAUCCGAGUGGGAAGGCUCCAGCAACCUGGGGGACAAACCUCUUUCCCACACGGAUUAAAAGUUAAACCACAUGGGGGGUGAAUAAAUUCACUCUCACGUGUUCUGACUGCUCUAUCAUUUCCUUCACUCAACAGGAAUGUGAAGUCAAACACAGAUGUCUUGACGUCAAAGUGUCUCUGCUGGAAGGCCGUCCAACAGGAAGUGAACAUGUUGUGUCGAGGUCACAUUCCUGACAGAGGACAAAGCCAGAAGAGUGAAUGUCUCCUCUGUUGGGAGAAGCUUCUGUUCUGGAACCAGUCCAACAUGAUCCAGUUUAUCAGGGAUUGUGUAAUCCAGGCUCUGAGCACUUUUCACCUGCAGCCUCACCGUAACUGUAGAGGAAACACUUAAAAUACGGAGAUUCUGAGGAUAAAAAUGACUAGAAGUCCUUCAUAUAAAUGACAGUUAGAGGACAGAUUAGUGGACACAUUUUUGGUGAGAAGAGUUUACAGGUGAGGCAGUGGCUCACCUGCCUCCCCUGACCACUCGUCCCUGCUGCGUCAUGUUUCAAUGAGGAACCGCUGAACCAAGCCAAACCCAAACUGGUCCACAACACGUCCACAUAGAAUUAGAAUUCAAACCGCCCAAUUGGACAGGAAACCUUCUAUCCUGGCAACACUGGUGCUCAGCAAGACAGCUGACGCACUGCAUGAUGGGAUUUAUAGUUAAUACUGUUGUGAUGGUCGGAGACACAGCAUGCUGCCAGAUCUGUCAGAACAAGGAAUUCCCUUUGCCUGUCUGGUCAGAUUGUGGUUUCAGUGUUUUUGUAGGUUUUGCAGUCUGCUGUUUUACUCUGUUAGUUAUUAUAUCCAGUUGUUUUUAAUUCUUUCUGCACCAUGAGUGAGAAGGAGGGAGAGGAUGAUGUGAUGUCAAACGUUCUGAUCCACCAAUAAAGGCAGAGUCCAUUAUAAUGGAUUUCUCAACCUCCUGAAUGUAACUCAGCUACUGUAGUUUAGUAAUUAUGUUAUAUUGUCAUUCUUAUAUAUACCAGUACUUACUGAGGCUUCAGAUGGUGCUAAAUUACGAUAAUCUUUUUGAUAAAGUUUUGAUUUUUGGGAGUUUCACUUUAAAUCAAGUAUAGACAAACGUACAAAAGAUUUUCAUUUCCUCACUGACACCUUUAUUGUAAUGUAUCUGCACAUCUGAGUGACAGCAAAAUCAAAUAUUGUAGCACUGACUGAGUAUUGGACACAGAUGGGUAAAUGUAGGAGUCAAGCUAACAGCAUAUCAUAGCUAACAGUCAAACAUAGUGGUGGUAGUGUGAUGGUUUGGAGUAAAUGUAAAAUCAUGGAGGAAACAUUUUUACAACUGCACUCUAAAAGACCCUGUAACUAAAAGGCUGUUUGAAUUCAUUAUUUCAUUUCAAAAUCUUCUGACAUCAAUCAGGACAUUUAAUGAGUCUGUAAAACACCCCCUCUCCUGAUGACCCCACCACCCACACACAGGUAUCCCCAUGGAGAAUGACAGCUGAAGCUGACGGCUGUCAUGAUGAAGAUGAAGUUUGACCUCAGUAGGAAAGUGGAGGGGUUGAUGGUGUCUAAGAGAUGAAGAUAAUCUGACAGAUUAGUCGGGGAGAAAAACAACUGGAACAACAUUAUUCCUCACUGUUUCAUGUUUCUUUUGUUAAAAAAACUUCAUGAGUGCAGACAUGUUUAGCUCUUCAAGAGUCCCAGCAGAAAUCCAGCAGACCGUCACCAAUAAAGAAAAGUUCAUCUUUCACUGUUGUAAACAAACCUGAGAGUCUAACUCUGAACUAUUCUCAGAGCCUAAGCCCCUCCUCUGAACUAUUCUAAGAGCCUAAGCCCCUCCUCUGAACUAUUCUGAGAGCCUAAGCCCCGCCUCUGAACUAUUCUAAGAGCCUAAGCCCCUCCUCUGAACUAUUCUGAGAGCCUAAGCCCCUCCUCUGAACUAUUCUAAGACCCUAAGCCCCUCCUCUGAACUAUUCUGAGAGCCUAAGCCCCUCCUCUGAACUAUUCUCAGAGUCUAAGCCCCUCCUCUGCACUAUUCUCAGAGCCUAAGCCCCUCCUCUGAACUAUUCUCAGAGCCUAAGCCCCUCCUCUGAACUAUUCUCAGAGCCUAAGCCCCUCCUCUGAACUAUUCUAAGAGCCUAAGCCCCUCCUCUGAACUAUUCUAAGAGCCUAAGCCCCUCCUCUGAACUAUUCUAAGAGCCUAAGCCCCUCCUCUGAACUAUUCUAAGAGCCUAAGCCCCUCCUCUGAACUAUUCUAAGAGCCUAAGCCCCUCCUCUGAACUAUUCUAAGAGCCUAAGCCCCUCCUCUGAACUAUUCUAAGAGCCUAAGCCCCUCCUCUGAACUAUUCUAAGAGCCUAAGCCCCUCCUCUGAACUAUUCUAAGAGCCUAAGCCCCUCCUCUGAACUAUUCUAAGAGCCUAAGCCCCUCCUCUGAACUAUUCUAAGAGCCUAAGCCCCUCCUCUGAACUAUUCUAAGAGCCUAAGCCCCUCCUCUGAAGUAUUUUAAGGCCCAUUUCUAUUUUGAGCUCCUCUCCUAAAAAUAGCUCCUCCCUGACCUGGACUUUCCCCACAGCAGGUAUUUAGCAGCUCAGCGGCGAGCGGCUGCACACUCUCCUCUGCAGACGAGCAGACCAGCCUCCUCAGCUCCGUCACAGAGACGCUCCUACAGCUGAAGCACAAUGACGAACAGCAAGGUGUGCCUGGCAGCAGCUCUGUGCUCCCUCCUCUUCCUCUCCACCCUCCUCAGCAGCGCUCAGUCAGCCAGUUGCUGCGUGAGCUACAGCAGGCGCCGGCCGCCCUGCAAACUCAUUCUGGGCUACAGCAUCCAGACCAUCACCGGCUCCUGCGACCUGCACGCCGUCAUCUUCCACCUUCCGGGGAAGUUCCUGUGUGCCGAUCCCAGCAUGAAGUGGACCCAGAAGCUCCGCCUCUGUGUGGAGGAGAGGAAGAGAACGAGCGCCCAGGUCUUCAAGCUCUCUGCAGACUAGAGUCUGGAGGAAAACCAGCCCUUCUGCUCUGCAGGAAGCUCCAACACUGGGACUCUUCCCUAUUUCUGUUUUAUAAACAGAGACGUGUAGUGUUCUGAAAACACAGUUGGUCUGAAAGACUUCAUGAAGAGUUGCUGCUCUGCCAUCUCCAUGCUCCAAGAUCAACAACCAAGAACUUUGUUCUAAGAAGUGACUUUGAUGUUUGUGAAGUUUGAAUAAAGAAUCAUUUUAGUACAAA